AUGACCAUUGACGAUACUGCUCAAGGCAAGACGAAGGCAAGUGUCCGACUUGAUCAGAUCCAGCAACAGGUUUUGGGGAAAUCAAAUCCCCGCCGUCAGAAGAAGACGAAGGCAGCUGAAGGCCCGGCAGAUUGGUCCGACGUGCUCGCGGAACUGGACCAAGUUCGAAAACUCGCCCAAACUCCAAAAACCAACACCACCGGUUACAUUCGUCACAAAGAGGCAGGGAAACUAUGGGUUAGGGAAAGGGUGGAAAUGCUCCUUGAUGCGGGAAGUUUUCGAGAAGUUGGGAGCGCCGCGGGUACAGCUACAUGGGUUAAAGCAAAUCCCUCAUCCGACAACAUCGUUGAGGCGGAAAAGGAGAUUAUUGCCGACUUCGUUCCCAGCAACAAUGUCCAGGGAUUCGGCAACAUCCGGGGUCGAAGAGUACUAUUGACUGCGGACGACUUCACUCUCCGCGCGGGCCAUGCGGAUGGAGCACUGAUGGCAAAGACACUGUAUAUGGAAAAGCUUGCGGUGCACAUGAAGCUCCCCAUGAUCAAAUUAGUUGACGGCUCUUCGGGCGGUGGGUCGAUAACCACCUACCGAGUCCAGAAAGCAUCUUACAUUCCUCAAUUGGAACUGUUACCAUGGGUGAUGCGGCAAUUAGAUCUGGGCAUUCCGAAUUGUGCAGCUGUGGUUGGUCCGGCCGUUGGGCUGGGUGCUGCGAGGGCUGCUGGAUGCCACUUCUCCGUCAUGGCGAACGACAUUGGGUCACUCUUCAAUGCCGGACCAAAAGUGGUUGAAGGGGCCACCUUCGAAGAAGACCUGAGUCCGAAGGAACUUGGCGGAGCGGAUAUUCAUUGCUGCAAUGGAGUUAUCGAUAACUUAGCGGCAGAUGAGCGUGGCUGCUAUGAUCAAAUAGCACAAUUCUUGCAAUACGUACCGAACCAUGGCGGCGUACUACCGCCUGUCUUGCCUUCGACGGACGAGCCCAACCGGUUGUGCCCGGAACUGAGGGAGGCCAUACCUCGAAGGCGGCAACGUUCCUACGAUGUCAGGUCGAUUAUCCACCACCUUGUUGACAGGGACUCUUUUUUCGAAAUUGGCCGACUCUGGGGCAGAACAGUCGUGGUAGGCUUAGCCCGUUUAGGUGGCAGGCCGGUGGGCAUUUUCGCAGAUGAUCCUCAAUUCAAUGCCGGAGCCAUGGACACGCCCGGCUGUCAGAAACUAAUGAAGCAUAUCAAGCUUUGCGACGUGAUGGGCCUUCCUCUGAUUCAACUUUUGGAUAUCCCAGGGCAAAACAUCAGAUUUGCCAUCGGGACUGCCGCAGAGAGGAGUGCUUGCAUGAAAUGGGCGAUGGAGCUUUGCAAGGCUUACUUCUCCACCACGAUUCCCAUCUAUACCAUCAUCAUUCGGCGAUGCUAUGGUAUUGGAGGGGCUAUUCUCGCCGACAACCGAAAUCCAAAUUGCAGGGUUGCAUGGCCGUCAGUGAAUUGGGGUUCGCUUCCCCUGGAUGGUGGGAUUGAAGGCAUGAAAUUUCAUAUUCCAUUGACACUUCGAAGAGCUGGAGAAAACUACAAACAGGUCUAUGGCCGGCUUGAAGCAGAGUACCUCAACCUUAUGAAUCCAGUCCGCACGGCAAACUACUUUGGGAUAGAAGAAAUUAUCGAUCCAGCGAUGACGAGAACUCUGGCUUGUGAAUGGACAAAGGACAUGUAUGAAACAAAUCUGCCUGAGCGACUAAAACAAAGGGACUGUGGCAAGAUUCAGCCGUCCUUUGCUUGA
This is a messenger RNA of Cladophialophora psammophila CBS 110553, 1767 nucleotides long. Its product is annotated as propionyl-CoA carboxylase beta chain. The record is from RefSeq and is a predicted model, not a curated record. The coding region runs from base 1 to 1767 and encodes 588 amino acids. The transcript is spliced from 11 exons. Gene Ontology annotation, molecular function: propionyl-CoA carboxylase activity. Lineage: Eukaryota; Fungi; Ascomycota; Eurotiomycetes; Chaetothyriales; Herpotrichiellaceae.